AUGCCAGUAACCAAGAAGAAGGGCGCCAUCCCGCGCGAGCUCGGCGCCAAGGUCGCCGACGAAGAAGGUGACGACGUCGUCCAGGCGCGCGCUGAGCACCCUCGAGCCUACCGCGUCCCGGCGCGCGACCACGACAACGGCUCGGACGCUAAGAAGCCGCUCUCGAGCAAGCCGCUAUCUAGCACCGCCGGCACCCGCAAGCCGCUGUCCAGCAGCUCCGCCAGCGCCAAGCCGACCUCCCGCACCUCCUCGUCCGCACCAAAGCGCCAGUUCGAGAUCUUUGCCGACCCGCCCAGUGCGUCGUCUGCGUCGUCCUCUGCUGCUGCUACCAACGACCGCCCGCGGCCGCUCGCCAAGCGCCGCGCCGACGCACACGACAAGGAGAACGCCGUCGCGCCCGACUCGCCCAGCGCGCGCACGCGGUCCAAGGCGCGCGAGGCGGCCGCGCCGGUGCUCAAGAAGAAGACCACGCCCCUCGCGCCGCGCCGCGUGCUCGCCGACGCACCCCUCGCGGACGUGUCCAUCGCUUACGGCGCGGAGGGCGACGAGCCCGAGGGGUUCCGGGACGUCGAGCCACGAUCGUGAUCGCCAGACGCCGACGACGACGACCACCGCCGCUAGCCACUGUACCCUUGUCACUCACCUUGUCACCACUAUGCGUAACUACGCCUACGCACGCCACUGUCUCUUGGACACUGUCGCUCGCUCCCCGGGACACUACUGCCCGCUACCCGCCAUCACCUUGUCGACGACCGGCCUACCCACCCCAUACCUAAUAUACCCACCACCAAAACCACAGCAGCAGACGCCAACCUAUAACUCCGGCCCUAUUGUAUAUACG
Messenger RNA from Vanrija pseudolonga, 841 nucleotides. RefSeq lists its product as uncharacterized. The transcript is spliced from 4 exons. Bases 1 to 585 code for a protein of 194 amino acids. NCBI's taxonomy places the organism in Eukaryota, Fungi, Basidiomycota, Tremellomycetes, Trichosporonales, Trichosporonaceae. The record is from RefSeq and is a predicted model, not a curated record.